AUGUUUGCCGCGAUCGCAAGGACCGCAAGGACAGAGGCUCGGUCGCCCGCUCUUAGGAAUAUCAUUCCCAAACAAACCCAGACGCCACUGAGAUUGGCAACAAUGGCUUCUAGAAGGAACAACUCCUCCCUGCCCGCCGGCUACGUCGAGGACAAGUCCAAGGGCCCAAUGCUCCGCUUCCAAGACUCUCUCCCCAAGCUCCCCGUCCCAACCCUCGAAGAGACCGCGGCCCGCUACCUCAAGUCCCUCAAGCCUCUCCUCUCCCCCGCCGAGCUCGAGAAGAGCACAAAGGCGGUCCAGGAGUUCAUCGCCCCCAACGGCCCCGGCCGCAAGCUCCAGGAGAAGCUCCUCGCCCGCCGCGAGGACCCCAAGCACAAGAACUGGAUCUACGAGUGGUGGAACGACGCCGCUUACCUCUCCUACCGCGACCCCGUCGUCCCUUAUGUCAGCUACUUUUACUCUCACCGCGAUGACAAGCGCCGCCGUGACCCUGCCAAGCGCGCGGCGGCCAUCACCACCGCCGCGCUCGAGUUCAAGAAGCAGGUUGACACGGGCACGCUGGAGCCCGAGUACAUGAAGAAGCUGCCGAUUUGCAUGGAUAGCUACAAGUGGAUGUUCAACUGCAGCCGUGUGGCUGCCAAGCCGGCGGAUUACCCCGUCAAGUUUGACCCGGCGCAGAACAAGCACAUUUUGGUGAUCCGCAAGAACCAGUUCUUCAAGGUCGCGCACGAGGUCAACGGGCAGCAGCUUAAUACCUCUGAGCUGGAGCAGGCGUUCCGUCGGGUUUAUGAGCUCGCCGGGCAGCGGGUUCCUGCUGUUGGCGCCCUGACGUCGGAGAACAGAGAUGUCUGGACCGACGCGCGCGCGAAGCUCUUGUCUGCCGACCCCAAGAACGCCCAGUCCCUCGAGGCGAUUGAGUCGGCUUCGUUUGUCGUCUGCCUUGACGAUGCGGCUCCUGUGACGCUUGAGGAGCGCGCGCAUGCUUACUGGCAUGGUGACGGGCAGAACAGGUGGUAUGACAAGCCGCUUCAGUUCAUUGUCAACGACAAUGGCACGUCGGGUUUCAUGGGGGAGCACUCCAUGAUGGACGGCACGCCCACCCACAGGCUGAAUGACUUUGUCAACGACGUCAUUUUCAACAACAAGCUCGACUUUGCCGACCCGACUGUCCGGAGCAAUCUGCCCGAGCCUCAGGUUGUCAAGUUUGUCGUCAACAAGGAGGUGCAGUCCGAAAUCGACAGGGCCAUCACCGACUUCAACAACGUCAUUGGCCAGCACCAGCUCGCGGUGCAGGCGUACCAGGGAUACGGCAAGGGGCUGAUCAAGAAGUUCAAGUGCAGCCCCGACGCGUACGUGCAGAUGAUCAUCCAGCUGGCGUAUUUCAAGAUGUACGGCAAGAACAGGCCUACGUAUGAGUCUGCCGCUACCAGACGCUUCCAACAAGGCCGUACCGAGACUUGCAGGACUGUUUCCGAGGAGUCAGCGAACUGGUGCAAGAGCAUGGCUGAUCCUGCCAUUCCCGACUCUGAAAAGGUGACCCUGUUCAGAAAGGCGAUUGAUGGGCACUUGGAGUACAUCUCUGCCGCGAGCGACGGCAAGGGCGUGGACAGGCAUUUGUUUGGGCUGAAGAGGUUGUUGGGCAAGGGGGAGGAGGUGCCGGCUCUGUAUCAGGAUCCGGCGUAUGGGUAUUCUAGCUCGUGGUAUCUCAGCACCAGCCAGCUGUCGAGUGAGUUUUUUAACGGGUACGGGUGGAGUCAGGUUAUUGAUGAGGGGUUUGGGAUUGCGUAUAUGAUUAAUGAGAAUAGCUUGAACUUCAACAUUGUCAGCAAGGGCCUCGGGAGCGAAAAGAUGAGCUACUACCUCAGCGAGGCGGCCGGCGAGAUGAGGGACUUGUUGAUUCCUACUCUUGAGGCGCCCAAGGCCAAGAUCUGA
Messenger RNA from Podospora anserina S mat+, 1932 nucleotides. RefSeq lists its product as uncharacterized. Lineage: Eukaryota; Fungi; Ascomycota; Sordariomycetes; Sordariales; Podosporaceae. The transcript has 3 exons. Gene Ontology annotation, biological process: carnitine metabolic process. Gene Ontology annotation, cellular component: peroxisome; mitochondrion. The record is from RefSeq and is a predicted model, not a curated record. Bases 1 to 1932 code for a protein of 643 amino acids. Gene Ontology annotation, molecular function: carnitine O-acetyltransferase activity.